This is a messenger RNA of Scatophagus argus, 768 nucleotides long. Its product is annotated as transmembrane immune signaling adaptor TYROBP. The record is from RefSeq and is a predicted model, not a curated record. The coding region runs from base 163 to 489 and encodes 108 amino acids. Gene Ontology annotation, biological process: positive regulation of macrophage fusion; negative regulation of transforming growth factor beta1 production; positive regulation of natural killer cell activation. NCBI's taxonomy places the organism in Eukaryota, Metazoa, Chordata, Actinopteri, Scatophagidae. Gene Ontology annotation, molecular function: signaling receptor binding. Gene Ontology annotation, cellular component: cell surface. The transcript is spliced from 5 exons.
AACAAAGUCAGAUGCUGAUAGCCCUCACGCACCAGUGUCAUCUGAGGACACAUCUUUGUCUGUGGAUUAGCACAACACAGCCAUUUGACAGAGAACAAAAGGACAAGCUACCCUCUCCUCUGUUUCGUAUUUCCUCCUUUACCAGAAAGCAACAUCUAGAAGAUGUCUGACGCUCUUUGUAUUGUGGGUUCGUUGUUUGGAUCUGCAGAAGGUCAGCAAGAAUGUGGUUCUUGUUACACAAUAAACAUGGGGUCCGUAAUUGGCAUUAUUGCCUCUGAUAUCAUCUUGACCAUCUUCAUCACUAUUUCUGUGUUCUGUUUUGCAACUCACCACAAGAGACAGAGGAACUGGAACUCUCAUGAUGGUAAAAGAAAUCUGCAACCAUCAAUAUCAAAGAAAAUAGCAACAGAGGUCACAGAAUCUCCAUACCAGGAGUUACAUGGAGUCCAAUCAGAUGUGUACAGCGAACUUCGACACUUUAGGAAAUGAAACAAUCGAACUACAAAAACCCCAGCAAUGUCUGUAAUUAUUUUCUCAAGAAAUAAGAACCACAAACCAUGUAGGUAAUAACAUAAAGUAUACAGUGUAUGUAUUUUGCAUGUAAAUGAUUUGUAUUUUAUUCAUUAAUACUGUGUUUGAAUAUGAUACGGUAUCACAUCUUGUUUAUUUUCAAAUGUCUUAAAAUAUGCCUUUGUAUGUGUAUUUGUAACUAGUCCUAAAUAAUUAUGAAUCAAAUUAUAUUUUAAAACCAUGGAAAUGAAAACAAUG